Postia placenta MAD-698-R-SB12 is the source of this 2080-nucleotide messenger RNA. RefSeq lists its product as hypothetical. The transcript is spliced from 2 exons. The coding region runs from base 299 to 1975 and encodes 558 amino acids. The record is from RefSeq and is a predicted model, not a curated record. NCBI's taxonomy places the organism in Eukaryota, Fungi, Basidiomycota, Agaricomycetes, Polyporales, Adustoporiaceae.
ACAACGUCAGUUGCAUCAUGACCUUACCCGUGCGACAGCGCCAGGGUUGGGGACAACUGCUCAUUGACUUCAGCUAUCUAUUGUCAAAGAAGGAGCAGAGGUCGGGUUCGCCUGAGAAGCCGCUCUCUCCAUUGGGUGCAUUGGGCUACAAGAGCUAUUGGACUUUUGCACUUAUGCGAUAUUUCCGGACAGCACCACAGAAUCCUCGUCUGGAAGGUCAGCCACUUUUCGCUGGCACGAAACAACCCCCCAUUGAUUAUUUUCGUCGGUCGAAGUAGACAUCACUGUCGCUACAUCUAUGACGAUCGAGGACGCUUACAACACGCUCGUGCAGCUGAAGAUGCUAACUGUCGACGACAGCUCGAGACGGCUGAAGCCAAUGCCCGGCCAGACCAUCAAGGUCCAGAAAGGGCGGAAAAGUGGGGUAGCGAGGAAACAUUUACAGCGUACGCAGACCAAUGACGACGAAAAGGUCAAAGGACCUUUCGUCCUCCCGACCAGUUAUGAAAUACACUGGGAUCCGGACGAGGUAGAACAAUACAUGGCUCGCUGGGAAGCCAAAGGCUACCUGACGCUCAAGCCCGAGAAGCUCAAGUGGAGUCCGUUCAUCGUAGCGAGGAUGCGCAAGUCAGAGCAGCUAUCGUCCGACCAGCCGCAACAAGCAGCGAAGGUGGAUCUGGUAGCCGCAGAGGCGGGUGCAAGGCUGGAUACAUCGACGGAGACGCGCUCGACGAGUAUCAUUGCCACGAAAUCACCGGCCUUUUCGUUAUUCGAUGAUGACAAUGUCAUUACCAUAUCGUCGUCCCGCGAAGCAUCAAGAGUCCAGCCCGAUGCGGAAAUCGCGCGCUCUCCAAGUGCGAUCCCGGACUCGGAGGCACAGUCGACGCAGCAGGCAUCGUCGGGCAAUCCGCAAACUCCGCGGGGAACAAGACCGGAAUCAGUCCAUGAGAAGGAACGGGAAGUAGCAAGAGACUCACAAGCGGACGACCUGGAUCAACUUGAGCUAGACAGGGCGUUUGCUGAGCAGCUGGCGAGAGACGAGUCCAGGAGCCGCUUGCGCAAUCGGGUCCAUUCAGAACCAUCCGCGCCUAUACCCCGUGAUGAACCCACGACACGCAAAGGACGGCCUCCCGCAGGGCGCCGGGCGUCCACUCGCACAGGCGGAGACAAUAGCGGCGCUCCCGUGGGCGACGACGCAGUCCUUGCAGCGCAGCUCGCACGAGAGGAGAGCACACGGCGCCUUCUGCGUGCACGGUCAAAUACAGAGCAGCAGGACGCCAAGAGAGCGGAUCCGACGCCCCGGUCAGCGUCGCCACGCAAACGCCGACGCGUCGACUCGCCGAACAUGGAUCGGACGCUUUCAACGUCCAUGUCGCCACCAAUAACGCGACGCAAUAGCAGGCGAACUUUGGCCGACUCCUCGCUUUCGAAGGACACAACAGCACAGCGCAAGGCUUCGCGACGCUUAAUGAACGGCACCGCUGGCAUGGCCCCGCGACAACGGCAGGCCGCGACGCGGCCUACGUCGGGUACGAGUGGAUCAGCUGUAUUGAUGUAUGAUCGUGAAGAGGAAGAAGAGUCCUCGGAUGGGGAGACGCGUAAGCAUGCGAUGGCAGCAGAUAAGGGACAGCGCGAACCUAUCAUCGAUGUAUCGGUGAACGAGCCAAAGUACGAAGAUACGGGCACGCCACUCACUGCUACCACCGCACGACAUAGCGCACCCAGCGACGACACUGUCUUCGUCGCAGAGGAACACGCCGGAGGGACAAGAAAGACCUCUCCCGCGAGGCACAUCAUCGUCAAGGUCCCCACGGCCGCACCUGUAAAUGAGCAGCAAAGUGAUCGCCGCGAUGGGGAGGAUUUUAUGGAAGUAGAUAAGCGCAUGGGCGGGGAUGCAGAAGUUGAGAGGGAAGGAGAAGCUGAUGCAGAGGGCGAACCUGACCUGGAUGGGGAGCCAGACCUGGAGAUGCUAUGAUGACGCGUGUCAUGUGUACCAUUGUGCUUGGGACCUUGUCAUUCAUUAGAGGUUGUAUUGUGUAGUAUACUCACCGCUCGUUUAAUGCAGCUAUAGUUUGGUGCC